AUGGAGAAGCAGGCAUACUGGCAGUGGCAGCCUGCCAGGCAUGUGACAUUCCGUGCUCUGGCUUCUCACUUACCCCCGUGUCAUCCGAUCCCUGUCAGGUCGCGGUCUCCUACCCGCUCACUGCAAUUCAGCAGGCGGUUCACGCCCAAGGAGGUGGAGGCCGCCACGCGCGGCUUCACCGCGGUGUUUCAGGGCGGCGCCGGCGGACCAGGCGGCACGGCGUACAGGGCGCGCUUCGCCGGCGGCCUCGUCGCCACCGUCAUCCGGCGCCGCGACGAUGACCGCGGCCAGGGAGAGAGAGGGACGGACGCCUUCUACCUGGAGCUGCAGCUGCUGGCCCGCCUCAACCACCGCAACGUCGUCAGGCUGCGCGGCUUCGCCCAAGGCCACCACGCCAGGCCCGUCCCUCCGACUCCGACCCUCUCGCCUCUGCUCUGUGGUGCUGAUUGGUUCCUUGUCUUCGAUCACAUGGAGAACAGGAGCCUCAAGGAAUGCCUCCACGAUCCUCUCAGGACGCCGCUGGACUGGCGGACCAGGCUGCAGGUCGCCAUUGACAUCGCGGCAGCACUGGAAUACCUCUACUACCACUGCGACCCCCCGGUGUUCCACGUCUCCGUCAACUCCGGCAACGUGCUCAUGGACGCCAACUUCGUCGCCAAGCUGUCGGAUGUCGGCGUGAUCAGCCACGACGUCAAGCUCGCAACCACCGAUUCCUUCCAAGACCAGGUUGAGCAGAGGCGGGCGGGCCUGGUGUUCCAGUACGGCGUGCUGGUGCUGGAGCUGGUGACGGGGCAGUCCCCGGGCGGCGACGGCGAGCUCGUGCGCUGGGUGCAGGACCCCGGCUUCGCCGCCUCCGUGGACAGGAUGGUGGACGCCGACCUCGGCGGCGUCUACGACGCCCGGGAGCUCCGGGACCUCGUCGUCGUCGCCAGGCUCUGCACCAGGGACAGGGACGGCGGCGCUGGUGGCGCCGUCGUCACCAUACCGCACAUCGUCAGGUACCUCCAGGCGAAGCUGGAGCGGAUCGGAUGCCAGGACAGGUUCGGAUGA
This is a messenger RNA of Miscanthus lutarioriparius, 1050 nucleotides long. The record is from the annotation of a GenBank genome assembly. Lineage: Eukaryota; Viridiplantae; Streptophyta; Magnoliopsida; Poales; Poaceae.